AUGCCGAACGAAGAUGCCGAAGUAUAUGCCCUUAUACUUGAGGAGAACCGGAAGUGGAUGGAGCAAUAUCCACUUCACGAUAGCGAUUGCGAAAUCCACACGGCGGCUUACAAAGGCCAUGUUGCUCUGGUCACAUCUAUACUAGAGAACAACACAACCGCCACCACGAACAUCGACGCUCGUAACGGGAACGAUUGUACCCCUUUACACCUCGCUAUACGCGCCGAUCACGGAUCGGUUGUACAGCUUCUCUUGGAAGCUGGUGCAGAUCCUACACUCAAAGACGACAUCGAGCCAGCCUACCAAGUUUCGCUGUCUGCACUUGACCUUGCAGCUUGGCUGGGACAAUCAAAUGCAUUAGCCGCGCUCCUCGACCACGAUGUCAGUAUAUCGCCAUCCGCGCUAUUUUUCGCCGCAUCCAAGAAUCACGUGGACUGCCUUGCCUUGAUUCUAGAGAAGCAGGGAACUCGCGACUUCUCUGAUAUGUCCAGGCUAGAGGCUGUACGGCUAGCCAUAGAAAGAGCGGCCUUGUGUUGGCAUGUGGAGGCUUUUGAGCUACUUCUCCACUACUACCAGGCAAGGUUUUCAGAUCCCGUACGCCUCAAUGGAAAUGGGACAGCCCUAGGAAAAGCCCUCAUUUGCGCCCUUUACGACUACGACUGUGACGACCGAUGCCGACCACCAGUCUUAUGCUGCCCUCUGGACAAAAGCGUUUCUAGCAUCAUGGAUAGUCUUGUCAAAGCUGGUGCUGAUGUCAAUACGCGUGACGAUCAAGGUCGACACUCUACAGCUUUUUGGGCUUGCCUGCACAUGUCGCACGUGCCGCGAGAUGUUGUACGAUUUCUUCUGGCCAACGGCCUGCGCGUCGAUCACGUUGCGCCUGAUGAGACUUCGCCGCUUUGCGGCAUCAUUCGAGACGCGGACGAUGACCCGAGUCUUGUUGAGGAUCUCAUCAAGGCGGGAGCAAGCGUAUCCGGUACGGACGAGGACGGCUACACUCCAUUGCAUUUGGUAGCAAAUGCCUCAUUCGCAAAAGUUCUCAUCGCGAACGGCGCGGAUGUUUCUGCUCGGGCGCUUCAAGGAGAGACACCACUUCACACAGCAUGCGAGUAUGGCAACAUAUCAAUAGUAAAGUUGCUACUUGAUAACGGCGCGAAUGUUCAUGAUGUCACUUCGGGAAAGACUGAUCGUACCGAGAUUGGGUGGACACCGCUUCGCUUCGCAGUCGAAUUCUUCUCUCACUAUUCCAACAGUAAUGAAGAGCGCUUACAGCUAGUACAACUGCUUCAUAACCAUGGUGAAUAUCUGCACACCACUGCUGCAGAUGGCUCGACAGCGCUGCAUGGCGCCGCUCAAUUCGGCAACGAGAAGCUUGUCCGCUAUCUGAUCGACUCUGGCGCCGAUGCGUGCGCCAAAACAACGUCUGGCAUAAACACCUUACACUGCGCAAGUAAAUCCAUCGAACCAGGAGAUGAAGUCAGGAUUACAUCAAUCAUCGAUGUACUCCUUGAACACGGUGUUGAACUGAACGCACUGAAUCAGGAGGGGGAAACCCCAUUGCUCGUGUCCGUUUCAGAAAUUAACCGCCCAGGGCAGGGGCAGAGGCAGGGGUAG
This is a messenger RNA of Alternaria viburni, 1614 nucleotides long. RefSeq lists its product as uncharacterized. The record is from RefSeq and is a predicted model, not a curated record. The transcript has 2 exons. Lineage: Eukaryota; Fungi; Ascomycota; Dothideomycetes; Pleosporales; Pleosporaceae. Bases 1 to 1614 code for a protein of 537 amino acids. Gene Ontology annotation, molecular function: protein binding.